This is a messenger RNA of Parasteatoda tepidariorum (common house spider), 1431 nucleotides long. Its product is annotated as dynein axonemal intermediate chain 1. Lineage: Eukaryota; Metazoa; Arthropoda; Arachnida; Araneae; Theridiidae. The record is from RefSeq and is a predicted model, not a curated record. Gene Ontology annotation, cellular component: outer dynein arm. Gene Ontology annotation, molecular function: dynein light chain binding; dynein heavy chain binding. Gene Ontology annotation, biological process: cilium movement; outer dynein arm assembly.
AGUAAGAAAGAAGAGACGGUCAUACGGAGAGGAGACAUCAAUGCACUUUUCAAGGGUGCGGGAAGAAGGAAUAUUACUCUUCAGGAUAGCUACAGUCUCAGGCUGUUUGAGCGGAUGCUGGACCAAAAUAUGUCAGGCUCUAAUCUAGAUUUCAUGUAUUAUGAGUGUCCUAAAGAUGAGUUCAAACCGAAUUUCGGAUCACUCUUACCUCUGUGGAAUCUGUCUAAUCGCGAAACAAAAAGAAUGCUAGUGAGUAGCUUAUGUUGGAACAAUCACUACCCAGACCUCUUUGCUGUGGGAUUCAGAGACAAUGGAGAGCAAUUAGUGGAUGAGAUGGAGGAAAGAGGAUUGGUGUAUGUUUACAGUUUAAAGGGACCUUCUUUUCCGGAACGAAUCGUUAGGUGCGCAUCCGGAGUCUGCAGUGUACUAUUCCACACAUCUUUACCUCAAAUCGUGAUCGUAGCUCUGACUAGUGGUGAUCUAGAACUCUACGACCUUUCGAAAACCCCAAUUGCUGUGAGAGAGUCUAAGUUUGGCACGCAUUUUCACGAGGAUACACUCUGUGAAGUCCAGUGGUUACCCGAUAAACUUCCGCAGAAACUGUGUUCGAUAUCCAAAGAUGGAACCAUUAUCAAUUGGCUGAUUUUCAUGAACAACCUUAUUCCUGACGAAGUGGUAGCCAAUCUGAGUAUUAAAGAAUGGCCCCUAAGGGAACCACCUAAAGGACUGGAGAUGGCUGUGAAACCUAAACAUCCUCUUAGAGAUGCUUUACCAGCUAACAGUAUAGGAAUGUCUGUGUCUGUGAAUCAGCAAAGUGCAUCAUUGUUUUUGGCCAGCACAGUCUCGGGUUUGAUACAGGAAUACACUUUUGAGGAUAAGACAUGCAAGACUGUUUUUGAUGAGCACAGCAGUUCUGUGAGGAGUGUGCGUUGGAAUCCCUUUCAUCCAGAUGUGUUUAUCUCCUGCAGCAAUGAUUUCACUGUACUAGUGUGGGAGCACACGCACAAACAGCCUCUGUUCGAAUUCUUUUUCGACAGACAAUUGAAGGAUGUUUCGUGGGCACCAUUUUCUUCCUCUUUAUUUGCAGCCAUAUCAGGAAACGCUGUUGUGAGCGUGUUCGACCUGGCCCUUAAUAAGGUGGAGGCAAUUGGAACGUAUGCUGUUUACACACCAAAGCAAAAUAUAAACUUGACGAAAGUUCUGUUUCAUCCCACAAUGCCAAUACUCAUCGUUGGAGACGAAAAAGGAUCUGUAAUCAUUCUAAAGCUAUCGCCAAAUAUCCGUUCUUCAUUAAAGGAUCUGAACACUGAGGAGUUUGUGAGCAGAGAAAGAGAGAAAAUGGAAAGGCUCUUGAAGGUUAGCAUCAGACCUGCUUUGUGACAUGUCUUUCUUAUUUAAACCCCUUUUAUCUUAAUAAAGGAACAAUUCAAA